CUGCCAGUAAAGGAGUUUUCAUUCAGAUUUUCCGAAGAGAAGUGAAGAAAUCUACAGAGUCUGGUGAAGAGCUUCUUUGAGCCAGAUGGAGCAUUAUUAGUUCUGCUUUUCUCAGCAUGGAUAAACCCUUUUCUCAAGAUGAAGAAACUGAGGCCUGGAACAGAGGUCACUUGCCUCCAGUCACACAGCAAAGUAAGGCUAGCAUUAAGACUAGAAUGAUUUUCUGAUGUUCCCUGAGGUCCAUGUAACUACAAGGGCUCCUCUUUAUCACCACAAGUGCCACUCUGACCCCAUAUCACUCAGAGCUCAAAAAUCAAGGCAAAAUGGAUGCCACAGUGAUAGAUGAUUUCCAACAAAUUCUGCCUAUUGAACAGCUGCGCUCUACUCAUGCUAGCAAUGAUUAUGUGGAACGGCCUCCAGCUCCCUGUAAACAGGCCCUCUCGAGCCCUUCCCUUAUUGUGCAGACCCACAAAUCUGAUUGGUCCUUGGCUACCAUGCCUACUGGUCUCCCCCGCAGUCUCAGCCAGUGCCAUCAAUUGCAGCCCUUGCCUCAGCAUCUGAGCCAAUCUAGUAUUGCCAGCUCAAUGUCCCAUAGCACCACUGCCUCUGAUCAAAGGCUUUUGGCCAGCAUUACACCCUCACCUUCAGGCCAGUCCAUUAUCCGAACCCAGCCUGGAGCAGGGGCCCACCCAAAGGCUGAUGGUGCUCUGAAGGGAGAAGCUGAGCAAUCUGCGGGUCACCCCAGUGAGCACCUCUUCAUAUGUGAGGAGUGUGGGCGCUGUAAAUGUGUUCCUUGUACAGCAGCUCGCCCUCUCCCCUCCUGCUGGCUGUGCAACCAGCGUUGCCUUUGCUCUGCUGAGAGCCUCCUUGAUUAUGGCACUUGCCUCUGCUGUGUCAAGGGCCUCUUCUACCACUGCUCCACUGAUGAUGAAGACAACUGCGCUGAUGAGCCCUGCUCCUGUGGGCCUAGCUCUUGUUUCGUCCGCUGGGCAGCAAUGAGCCUCAUCUCCCUCUUCCUACCCUGCCUGUGCUGCUACCUGCCUACCCGUGGAUGCCUCCAUCUGUGCCAGCAGGGCUAUGAUAGCCUCCGGCGACCAGGUUGCCGCUGUAAGAGGCACACCAACACUGUGUGCAGAAAAAUAUCUUCUGGUAGUGCACCCUUUCCCAAAGCUCAGGAAAAAUCUGUAUGA
Perognathus longimembris pacificus (Pacific pocket mouse) is the source of this 1190-nucleotide messenger RNA. RefSeq names its product sprouty RTK signaling antagonist 3 (gene Spry3). The record is from RefSeq and is a predicted model, not a curated record. Bases 324 to 1190 code for a protein of 288 amino acids. Gene Ontology annotation, biological process: negative regulation of Ras protein signal transduction; negative regulation of fibroblast growth factor receptor signaling pathway; animal organ development. Gene Ontology annotation, cellular component: membrane; cytosol. NCBI's taxonomy places the organism in Eukaryota, Metazoa, Chordata, Mammalia, Rodentia, Heteromyidae. The transcript is spliced from 3 exons.